Messenger RNA from Salpingoeca rosetta, 171 nucleotides. RefSeq lists its product as uncharacterized. The transcript is spliced from 2 exons. NCBI's taxonomy places the organism in Eukaryota, Choanoflagellata, Craspedida, Salpingoecidae. The record is from RefSeq and is a predicted model, not a curated record. The annotation marks the transcript as partial.
GACAUUGCCGGGGUGUCGUCGCACAUGGCCGUGCUCGUCUACUCCAUCUCCGCCUGCUUCACUGUGCUGAAUCUGAUUUGGUUCCAAGCGAUGAUGUUUGGCGAGAACGCCGUUGUUCGCCGGCUCCGCAGCCGCUCAGCACUCAAGCAGCAGCAGAAGAAGAACCAGUGA